Meriones unguiculatus (Mongolian gerbil) is the source of this 234-nucleotide messenger RNA. Its product is annotated as ATP synthase F(0) complex subunit C2, mitochondrial-like. The annotation marks the transcript as partial. Gene Ontology annotation, molecular function: proton transmembrane transporter activity. The record is from RefSeq and is a predicted model, not a curated record. Gene Ontology annotation, biological process: proton motive force-driven ATP synthesis. NCBI's taxonomy places the organism in Eukaryota, Metazoa, Chordata, Mammalia, Rodentia, Muridae. The transcript has a single exon.
UUGGCAGUCCAGCGACCUCUGACCUCGCUCAUCUCCAGCCGCAGCUUCCAAACCAGCACCAUUUCAAGGGACAUGGACACAGCUGCCAAGUUCGUUGUAGCUGGGGCUGUCAGCUACGCCAGGAACCUUUCUCUGAAGCAACAGCUGUUCUACGCGAUUCUGGGCUUUGCCCUCUCAGCAGCCAUGAGGCUCUUUUGCCUAACCGUGGCCUUGCUCAUCCUCUUCGCCACAUGA